Messenger RNA from Nilaparvata lugens (brown planthopper), 2665 nucleotides. RefSeq names its product lysosome-associated membrane glycoprotein 1. Gene Ontology annotation, cellular component: membrane. The record is from RefSeq and is a predicted model, not a curated record. The coding region runs from base 377 to 1333 and encodes 318 amino acids. NCBI's taxonomy places the organism in Eukaryota, Metazoa, Arthropoda, Insecta, Hemiptera, Delphacidae. The transcript has 5 exons.
GGACUUCGUCCAUGGCAUGUUGCAUUUUCAUCAGAAAUCACAAAAAUGAUUGAAUGUAUCAUAUUAAACAUCCAGAAAAUUCAAAUCCCAUUGAAUUCGCUUAUCGAUUGAAAAGUAAUAUAUUUCAAUCUCACUGAUAUUUUUGAUCAUCACUGCUCAUAGGUAAGGUUGGCACUACUUUCCAGAGAACCAAUCAGAAAAUAGAAUUACGUUUAUUUUGCAAAACAGUCUCAUAGCAGCCAUCAUUGCAGUAGGUUAUAAUACUGAAAAGCGCAUUUCCGCAUCCGUUGUCAGUAAAGUCAGUGUUUUGUUCAGAUAUUUUACCAAUUGAAAACUAAUUUUUAGUCUACAGCUUCAAGACAUUCUUUUCACAAUCAUGGCGAUCGCAAGACAGUGCUUGCUUGUCACUAUUUUUAUUGUUGCUACACUUUUUACCGGUGCUAUACAAGGCGCUGAACCAAUCCCAGAUUCCAAGACCCCCCCAACAACCCCCUCUACUAGCACAGUGACCACCUCGACAGCUGCACCUGACACAACAACAAUCUCAACCCCCGGACCCGACACCACCACCACAUCAACCACCGCCAAACCCGACACCACGACCCCUCCGUCCACCACCGCGGCACCUUCCACCACCACUGUGGCACCGUCGACCACCACUUUGGCACCUUCCACCACCCCCGCACCACCCCAGCCAGCCGUCGGCAACUGGACCAUCCACCAGGACAACCACACUUGUGCCAUCUUCAGGGCCGCCAUUACAGUCAAACUUGCCUUCGACGAUAAGGCUAACAAGACUCAGCACUUUGACAUUAAGGUGCCUUACAAUGCAACGGUGGGUGACCCCAAGUGCGGCCAGUCGGCCAAUGAGAGCAUCUCUUUCAGCCUGGAGUUCCCAGCCGGACAUGUGGCCAUGACCUUCAAGCAGAACCACUCCCAAUACUAUUUGCAGGAAGUUCACAGCUGGAUCAACGCCACGGCUCUGCCUGAUUUGGCCAAGCAGACUAAUGCGACCAACUUCACACUGACAUACACAGCUGGGGCGGCGGCCAGCAACCUGCCACUGGAGGCCAGUGUGGGGCGGAGCUAUGUGUGUGGCGCCCCAGCCGCUCUGGCCCUCAACAACGGCUCCACCCUGGCGCUCGCCUCCGUCACCUACCAGGCCUACCUCAGCGAUGGCAAGCUCGGACCAGAACAAAACUGCGUGACCGAUUCAUCCCCAGACAUGAUCCCAAUGCUGGUUGCCGGAGGUCUCAUCUUGUUUGUCGUCUUGAUUUUGGUCGCUUACAUUGUCACUCGUCAGCGUCAAGCCCGCGGUUACCACAGCAUGUAAGCUUACAACACAGCAUGUAAGCUAGCAGUAACCAGCGCUAUCAACAUUGUGUUGCUCAUCUACAAUGUACUUUUGAUUUUCCAUCUAAGAGUUUGAAUCUAUUGCAAUUAUUUGUCUACCAUAUACUUGUCGAAAUUAUGUUAGUUGAUGGCAAUUAGGUUAGGAGAGACUGAUCAACUUUGUGAUUGUGUUGGAAAUCUAUGAUAUUGAUUGGAAAUUUAUUAUAUUAUCUAGUGUAAUUGAUUAAUACAGUACUCUCGUUUCAUGUAUUUAGUCGUAAGUUCAAGGUCUAUAUUUUGUUUUUCCAGUUUGAUUUCUCUGUAGGCUAGUUAGUAAUUGAGGAUGGAUAUAAAUAUUGUUUCAUUUAGUGUUAGUUUAUUAAAUGUUUAUAGAUCGCAGAUGUAUUUCCUUGGUUUUUUAUGCAUUUAUUAUUGUCAAAUUGUUGCUCAACUGCAGUGGGAUUAUGUUGAUAAAUUAGCCGACGUCACAGCAAGACGGAUUUGUAGGAAGAUGUAGUGCGCGAAAUCUAUGAUAAAAUCUAAUGCAGUUUAUGACGGCAGAGUUGAAUGAAAUGCAACAAAUGGAUGAAAAGUUUUUUUGGAUGAAAUGCCCAAGCGGGGAGUACCAACAUUGUCUCAUAGAACUGUUAUAUGAAUAAAUAUAAAUGAACUGUUCAUCAACUAGAUCCAGUCUUCUUGACUUGUUAAGAAAACAUGAAUCUUUGCUUGCAGUUUGAAUAGUUUAGAAUUGCUUGCCGUCUUUCAAAUUAAAUUAGUAUUCUCAAUAGAAAUAUACAAUUUGAAUUAGUAUCAAUCUGGAAUAAGCCAUACAAUUUUUGUGUAUCAAAUCUUCACUGGUUUUUUUACGGCUGAAUUGAAUCUAUCUUAGUAACUUGCAAUUUUAUUGGCUAUCAUCAAUAAUUAUUCAAACAACUAAUUGAGAGUUAUUGAGAAUUAAUACUAAUUAAUACAACUAAUUGAGAAUUAUUUGCAGAUUAUAGAUGAUGAUUGUGUAAUUUAUAUAAAUUUCGCUAAAAAUGGUAAUCUGUUUUGAAAAAAAGGAGUUUGAUUGGAUUUUCAUUAUUAAGGUGGUUGACAGUAUUGAGAAACACCAUUUUUAUUGUAUGGGACAAAAAGUGUGACCAGUUUCAAUGACAAACCUUUCUGAGGGUAAUCAUUAGAUUUCGAAUAAGCAGACAGUGUUGGUUACAAUCUCUUAUUGAUGAGCUUUUCCUCUUAUUACUGAAAAGUUUGUGAUAAUUUUAUCUAGUACUGUUUAAUCAAAUGUGAUCAUAUUAUAAUAAAUGAAUAAAAAUAUUGUUUGUCAACUUUA